AUGGGAUUUUACAGUGACUUUAUGCUUGUGCCUACCGGCCCCAAAACUACGACUGCCACCAGUUCGCUCGUCAGCGUCGAUGACCUGAAUCAAUACAACCUCAACGACAACGUCAAUAAUACCUACCAGACUCCUAUUCGGAAUGAUUUGGUACCAGCCUCAACCGCCAUGGAGCGUUCAACCACAUCUCCUCGUCAGGAGAAGUCUCUCCUUCUCCUGCACUUCCUCUGA
Marasmius oreades (fairy-ring Marasmius) is the source of this 231-nucleotide messenger RNA. RefSeq lists its product as uncharacterized. The record is from RefSeq and is a predicted model, not a curated record. The transcript has a single exon. Bases 1 to 231 code for a protein of 76 amino acids. NCBI's taxonomy places the organism in Eukaryota, Fungi, Basidiomycota, Agaricomycetes, Agaricales, Marasmiaceae.